Armigeres subalbatus is the source of this 2136-nucleotide messenger RNA. Its product is annotated as solute carrier family 22 member 21-like. Bases 320 to 2041 code for a protein of 573 amino acids. Gene Ontology annotation, molecular function: transmembrane transporter activity. The record is from RefSeq and is a predicted model, not a curated record. Gene Ontology annotation, cellular component: membrane. Lineage: Eukaryota; Metazoa; Arthropoda; Insecta; Diptera; Culicidae. The transcript has 4 exons. Gene Ontology annotation, biological process: transmembrane transport.
GGGUCUGGCGAUAGCGCGAGAAAUGCAAUGACUUUAUUAGCAGCGUACCGCACACUGCCAGUCACGUUGAAAUCUUAUUUGCGUGAUGGAUGUUUGAUGUGCAGGUCCAGACUUGAGUGCUCGGUGCAAUUGCAUUUUUCAUUGUGUAUCCAUAGAUGGGUUGGACAAUUAUUCUGUCACCUUUAGACAGUGAAGUUCGGUUGUGUCGUCCACUUAGUGAGCGAUGUUGGAAAUAAGCGUGUCUUCUAACAUCCAUUCGGAUCAGUCAGCAGCUUAGAGUACGCGGUUCGUUAUAAAUAGAAGUGCACACAAAAGAGAGAUGGCCACACAAGACAACGAUGCAGCUUUUGACAGGAUUAUGGAAUCGGUUGGAGACGAUGGACCGUUCCAAAAGCGAUACAAUUUAAUAUUCAAUGUUAUUGGAGUGAUGUUCUUUGCCAUGACGGUAGUGAAUGUUCUGCUGAUAUUGACCGUACCGGAGCACAACUGCUCGGUUCCGGGAAAGGACCAGUACAAUAUCAGUGGCAUCGAACGAUGGAGAAAUCUGACUCUGCCGAGAGAGCUGAACAGCCGAGGCGAGUUGGGCUACAGUUCGUGCACAAUGUACAAUAUUUCAAAGUACCCGAUAGGGACGAACCCUAACGAGUGGGCGUUUGAUGUAAAUGAUACGAUACCGUGCAUCUACGGAUACGAAUACGAUCGGCAAUACUUUGAUUUGAUACCAAUAACGGAACAAAAUUGGGUUUGUGACAAGGAGCUGUAUGCAACAAAUAUUUUUGCUUUCAUUCGAUUUGCGGAAGUUAGUGGAACGUUUAUACUAGGACAGCUGGGAGAUCGGAUAGGUCGGCUUCCCGUAUACCUGAUCAGCAUAGCAGCGGCUGCCAUCGGGAGGACCUUCGCAGUAUUUGCGGCGCCACACUACUGGCUUUUCACCGGUUUGGCGUUCCUGGGAAGCUGUGCCUCCAACACAGGUUUCCAGUCGCCACUAAUCGUGGCGAUGGAAAUUUCCAAAGCUGAAAACCGCGCCGCACUGUCGAUGUGGCAACUGUUUGGCUGGACAACUGGAGUCUGCGUACCUCCGCUGAUCCUGUGGUGGAACCGGGACUGGAUUUGGUUCAUGUUGAUAACAUCAGUACCUUGUUUCCUGUUCUUUUGUAUGCCAAUGUACAACAUAGAGUCACCACGAUGGCUUGCAAGCCAAGGACGUUACCGAGAUUGUAUUCGACAGUUGAAGAAAAUAGCCAAGGUAAAUGGAACCAGAUUCCAACUGACGGAAGACUCACUAAAAGAGAAGGUACCAGUAAAAGAGAUAGAGAAGACAUUCGGAAUUGCUUCGUUGUUCAGUGGCUGGCACAUGACGAAACUAACAUCCUUGCUGUUGAUUUGCUGGAUUUGUAACAGUAUUCCAACGUUUACGCUAUUCUUAUUAAGUUUGCAAAUGGGAGGAAACCCAUUCUUGAACUUAUUUUGGCAAGGAGCCGUUGAGUUACCCGCGUAUUUUUGUGGUCAGUUAUUGUGCGAUCGGAUAGGACGCAGACUUACUAACAGUAUAGCUUUCAUUGGAUCUAUCGUAUUCUGUAUUCCAGUCAUCUUGAUAAUCCACCACAGCGGAAACGAACUAUACGUAACAGUAUUUGCAGUCGUUAUUAAGUUUUUCGUCUGCUUGAAUUACUUUGCAUUGUAUCUGCAAUCGUUUGAAGUGUAUCCAACGUCACUGAGGCAAACUGGAACUUCAUUCGGUAUCAUAAUAUCCAAUAUAUUUGGUGCUCUCGGUCCAUACAUAGUGUAUUCUGGCACAAAUUAUGAUAUCCGACUGCCAUUUGUGGCUAUGGGCCUUAUAGGGCUGAUAGGAUUUGUUAUUUCGAUUUAUCUACCGGAGACGCUCUACCAAAAGCUUCCUGAUACUAUGGAAGAAGGACGACGAUUUGGUAAAGACCAAGCUUUUUGGAGCCUGCCGAAGAAGCCCAAGAAGCUAUAUACGGAAGAAGGAACUAAGCUUCGCCCGUAUGAAUCAAUAGCAUAUGAAUCUCAAACCGAAUAGUAUGACGGAAUGAUACAUGUGAUUUAGAUAUAAUUCAAGGUACCAAAAAUAAAUGGCAAAGUAUUGAAUAAAUAUGUAUAUCAUAGAAAAAUCAU